Molecule: messenger RNA, 1021 nt
Organism: Diceros bicornis minor
Lineage: Eukaryota; Metazoa; Chordata; Mammalia; Perissodactyla; Rhinocerotidae
Product: homeobox protein MSX-3-like
Exons: 2
Coding region: 39-665 (208 amino acids)
Biological process (GO): embryonic morphogenesis; regulation of transcription by RNA polymerase II
Cellular component (GO): nucleus
Molecular function (GO): RNA polymerase II transcription regulatory region sequence-specific DNA binding; DNA-binding transcription factor activity, RNA polymerase II-specific
Source: RefSeq, a predicted model, not a curated record
UGCGGGGCCCCGCCAGCCCCGCGCCCGCCGGCCGGCGCAUGGCCCCGGCGUCGCUCGGCAUGAACCCCGCUGGGCUCAGGACGUGCGGCGGGGUCCGGGCGGGGCCCGGCCCGCUGCCCUUCAGCGUCGAGUCGCUGCUGGAGGCAGAGAGCGGGCUGGGCCAGGAGCCCGCGGAGCCCCGGGAGGAGAGGCCGCGGGGCGCCGCGGAGCCCGGGGCCUGGUUCCCGCCGGCCGCCCGCCCGUCCUGCCCACGCGCCCCCAGUCCUCCACCCUGCACCCUCCGAAAACACAAGAACAACCGCAAGCCGCGGACGCCCUUCACCACGGCGCAGCUGCUGGCGCUGGAGCGCAAGUUCCUCCAGAAGCAGUACUUGUCCAUCGCAGAGCGCGCCGAGUUCUCCAGUAGCCUGAGCCUCACCGAGACGCAGGUCAAGAUCUGGUUUCAGAACCGCCGGGCCAAGGCCAAGCGGCUGCAGGAGGCCGAGCUGGAGAAGCUGAAGCUGGCGGCCAAGCCGCUGCUGCCCGCGUUCGCCCUGCCCUUCCCCCUGCGCGCCCACCUGCCCGGCUCCCCGGCCGUGUUCGGCGGCGCGGCGGGCACCCUGCCGCAGGUGCCGGGACUUGUCUCCGCGCCCGUCGCCGCCUACGGCGUGUAUUACCUGUCCUAGGGCGGCCUGGGCGCGCGCGCGGCGAGCCGGGGGACGGGGGUGCGGCCGCGGACGGAAGGCGCGGGGCCUGCGAGGUGGGGCCGGCCGCGUGCUCGUCCGCACGGGGAUCUGCUGUCCCUGGUGAGCUCCCGGCGGCUCCGUGUUGUUUUGUGUUUGUUGUUGUUAAUACAGUGUUAGAAUGGACGCCUCAAGCCUAUUCGUGAGUGUUUUGCAGAUAUUCAAAACCUUUUAAAACUCAUAUUCGUACCAGACAAACUUUGCAGAAAUAACAUUGUUUCCCACAGCGUCCUUGAAGUGGACCAGUAGGGCUUCUUUUGUCCAAAGCAGCCAGUCAAGUAUUUUGCGGUUUAUUCCGA